Amoebophrya sp. A25 is the source of this 679-nucleotide messenger RNA. The record is from the annotation of a GenBank genome assembly. Lineage: Eukaryota; Dinophyceae; Syndiniales; Amoebophryaceae.
AGCUCUAAUGCGAGUGCCAGAAGAAGGCAUAGUACUGCUUCCCUGUCUUUUUCACCAGAAAAGUACAAGUAAGUCCGAGAGCAGAGAUGGUCAUGCUUCAGACGAUGUGAUCGAGGCGUUGCUGGAUGAGGCACUACUAAUCGAGCACAGUCAUCUCGCGUUCUUUAACGGGUUCAUCGUCGGAACUUUGCGGCCAACGCCGGUUCUAGUAAAUUCAAGCAUGAAUAAUCGGACAUCACAGAAGGAGUCCUCAAGCUCGACAACACGUCACGACUUCAAUAUUUCCUUGUGAUUUUUCCAACACUUCAUGUAUCCUUUCCAUGUGUCUUGUGAUCACUACAACACGUCACGACUUAAUUUCCGUGUCACGUACUUUUGAUGAUACUGGGUGUGCGUGCUCUAUCUCGCAUGUUCUAUCUCGCUUGUGGUAUAGUAUGCUUCAAAGCUUGUCGAACAUUCUGAGCGAGGAUGAUCUUUACACAUAAUUCGCAUGAUUCUAAGCCUGAUUUUUACACAGUUGUGCCUCAUAAAGACUUGCUGAAGCUGCACUGCUGAGGUAUCGACCGUGACCACCUUGAAUUAACUUCCAUCUAAGCAGCUUGAAUUAACUUCCAUCUAAAUUAAGUCCAAAAUGUCCAACCUAUCUUGAAGGGAUGAUAGUGAAGAGGCAAGAAUGCGC